This is a messenger RNA of Populus nigra (black poplar), 2545 nucleotides long. RefSeq names its product auxin response factor 1-like. The record is from RefSeq and is a predicted model, not a curated record. Bases 205 to 2187 code for a protein of 660 amino acids. Gene Ontology annotation, molecular function: DNA binding; protein binding. Gene Ontology annotation, cellular component: nucleus. The transcript has 16 exons. Gene Ontology annotation, biological process: response to hormone; regulation of DNA-templated transcription. Lineage: Eukaryota; Viridiplantae; Streptophyta; Magnoliopsida; Malpighiales; Salicaceae.
AUAUAUAUUUUAUAUGCUCCUCGAUCCAAUCGAUUCAUCUGAAUUCUUCCAAAUCUAUCUUCAACUUCUUGUUUACCACUUUCUAUUCUCGGAUCCUUCUUGCCUACCCACAGCUUUCCCCUCCUCAAGAGCAAGAUCCCUGGUCAGUUCUAUUGUACUUCCCCUCUUGUUUUCUCACAGUUCCUCUCUGUCCCAGCAUCAGCUAUGAAUCAUACCUCCGGAGGAAACCCCCAUCCAGGGGGAUGCAAUGAUGCUUUGUACAAAGAACUAUGGCAUGCCUGUGCUGGACCUCUUGUCACUCUUCCUUGUGAAGGGGAGCGAGUUUAUUAUUUUCCUCAAGGUCACAUGGAACAGCUUGAAGCAUCAAUGCAUCAGGGGAUGGAGCAGCAAAUGCCCUCAUUUAACCUUCCAUCUAAAAUUCUGUGUAAAGUUGUUAAUGUUCAGCGCAGGGCUGAACCCGAAACAGAUGAAGUUUAUGCCCAGAUAACACUGCUUCCUGAACCAGAUCAAAGUGAGGUUACUAGUCCUGAUCCUCCACUCCCAGAACCUGAAAGAUGCACGGUCCAUUCAUUUUGCAAGACACUUACUGCUUCUGACACAAGCACUCAUGGUGGUUUCUCUGUUCUUCGAAGGCAUGCAGAUGAUUGUCUGCCUCCUUUGGAUAUGUCUCAGCAGCCACCUUGGCAGGAAUUGGUUGCAACUGAUCUACAUGGCAAUGAGUGGCAUUUUCGACACAUUUUUCGAGGUCAACCAAGGCGUCACCUGCUCACAACAGGGUGGAGUGUCUUUGUUAGCUCAAAAAAGUUAGUUGCGGGUGAUGCAUUCAUCUUCCUAAGGGGAGAAAAUGGCGAGCUUUGUGUGGGAGUAAGGAGGCUCAUGAGGCAACAGACAAAUAUGCCAUCUUCUGUUAUAUCUAGCCAAAGCAUGCAUCUAGGGGUUCUUGCUACUGCUUCUCAUGCCAUUACGACUGGAACCCUUUUUUCUGUCUUCUACAAGCCAAGAACAAGUAGGUCUGAGUUCAUUGUAAAUCUUAACAAGUAUAUUGAAGCUCAAAACCACAAGCUUUCUGUAGGGAUGAGGUUUAAGAUGAGAUUUGAGGGUGAGGAAGUUCCUGAACGAAGGUUUAGUGGCACCAUUGUUGGCGUUGGAGAUAAUAUAUCAUCGGGAUGGGCUGAUUCUGAGUGGAGAUCAUUAAAGGUCCAUUGGGAUGAACCUUCUUCCAUCUUGCGUCCAGAGAGAGUAUCACCAUGGGAUUUGGAACCUCUUGUUGCAACUACUCCUUCGAACUCCCAACCUAUGCAGAGGAACAAGCGGCCACGGCCAUCUGUCUUGCCCUCACCAACAGCUGAUCUUUCUGCACUUGGUAUGUGGAAACCUUCGGUUGAGUCUUCAGCUUUCUCAUAUGGUGAAUCACAACGUGGACGAGACCCUUAUCCAUCACCCAAUUUCUCUACCACUGCAAAGGCCAACUCUCUUAGCUUCUGUGGCAAUAGUCAAGUGACCAGUGUUUCGCCGAAUUCAAUGUAUCGGCCUAACCAAUUGGAAAGCGUCACAGAUUCUUUUGCUCCAGUUGUAAACAAAGAUUUGGGAGAAAGGAGACAGGGCACUGGGAUUGGCUACAGACUUUUUGGGAUUCAACUUAUUGACAAUUUCAAUGCAGAAGGAACUUCACCAGUGGUUACUGUGUCUGGAACAGUGGGCAAUGAUCGCCCGGUUGUGUCUUUAGAGGCCGAGUCUGAUCAGCAUUCUGAGCCUGAGAAAUCAUGUCUGAGAUCUCAUCAGGAGUUGCAAAGUAGGCAAAUCAGGAGCUGCACAAAGGUUCACAUGCAAGGCGUUGCUGUUGGAAGAGCUGUUGAUUUGACACAGUUUGAACGCUAUGAAGACCUGCUGAGGAAGCUGGAGGAGAUGUUUGAUAUUGAAGGUGAGCUCAGUGGAUCCACGAAGAAAUGGCAGGUUGUGUAUACUGAUAAUGAAGAUGACAUGAUGAAGGUUGGGGAUGAUCCAUGGCAUGAGUUCUGCAGCAUGGUGAAGAAGAUUUUUAUCUAUGCAUCUGAAGAAGUCAAGAGGCUGUCACCCAAGAUUAAACUUUCAGGUGAUGAAGAGAUCAAAGGAGAUGGUGCCAAUGCUAAUGCCGAUGCAUCUGUUAACACAGAGGACCGCUCAUCUGUGGUUGGGCCUGGAUGCUGAUAUGCCAAUAUGCAUGUGUUUUGCCAUAAAUGGCUGCAGUGGAAAUAUAUAAAGGAAUGAUGAAGAGAACAGUUAAGGCUAUGUUUAUUGCAGGGUUACAAGGAAUGACCAGUACAGCUUCUGGACACGCAAUGCUAAUAUUAUGUCGAGAUAGUGGAUGACUGUUUAUCAAUCCUGUAAUUUGUAGAGAAUGAGACUGUCAUUAUGAAUAGGUAUUGGGUUUUGUUUAUCAUUUUGUUUUGUGAAUUAUAUCAUAUAGUGCUUGCUUGUUUGGAUUCAAAGCAGCUAAAAAGUUGUCCAUUCCACCUCUUGUUCUCAACAGAUGAAAGAAUGGGAAAUGUGCUAUCUUGUUUUUUCA